AUGUCCCCAAACCCCAAAUGGGGCUCCAGUUCCUGCGGGGGAGGCAGCGAACGGACGCUGGAAGAAUUUGGUGACAAUGAAGAACAAGAAAAAUUACUGAAGAAAAGCUAUGCAGAAAACGCCAUGAGGUACAUAAAUGGAACUCGUCUGGAUGAUCGGAUCAUUCGCACAGAUUGGGACACCGGCUUUAAGGAGGGCAGGCAGUACAGACAUGGGCGAUCUGGGGGCCAGGUACGAGAUGAGUAUCGGCAAGACUAUGACGCUGGAAGAGGCGGCUAUGGAAAACUGGCACAAAACCAGUGAGUGGUGAGAGCUCUGAAAAACUCCUUUAGUUUGUUGAAUUUGUUGAAGAACAUUAUCCAAGGUCUUCCAACCAGCUUAGUUUACGAAGCUUUGAUCAGUAUCUACUGAGCUGGAAGCAAGGACAGAAUUCAAAAGAAUGCCUUUAAUUCUAGUAUUAGAAUACUGGCCAUGUGUCAGGUUACCAGAAUGAUUUUCUGUGACCAGGUUGAAAACUGUGUUCCCUGGCAACAGAUUUGAUCUAUAAUGUUGAUUAAAACACUAUACUUCUUUUAGGAAGACUGGAGAAAUUUAGAAAUUUGUUUUACCAUGUUUGAGUCUUAAAUAGGUUCAUGAUCUAUAUUGGGGCCUGUAAUUAUUGUUUAAGUUUGCAUGAGAUCAAGUUUAAUAAAUGGAAUUUUGCUAUGUUGUAUAGCUUUGCUCUAAAUUAGGAAUAGGUAUUUCACACUGAAUUUGUUUUCUGUGAAUUCUGAUCUCUAAAGGAAAACUUAGUAGUCACGGAACCUUCCUAAAUAGUUGGUGCAAAAGCUAGCCUUAGACAGUCCCAGAGACACCAAGCUUCCAUGCUUUACAUAUCAGGAAAGUAGGUGCAGGGCUUGAAGAGUAUUUACUAAAUGCAUUUUUUCAAAAAAUGUAAAUAUUAUGCCUAAAGCUAAAAAUAAAUAAGUUUGUAAUGUGGAGAACCUCAAAUAUUCUUAAGGUGGGGGGAGGAGAAAUUAUCAAUAGGAAAUGGGAUGAAAUACCAGAGACACAAGUUACAACACUGCCUUGGCAUGAUGACAGUUGCUAUCAGAGCCAUCUGAUUUAUUCUUUUCACUUUCAGUGAUCUUGGGAAUGGAGUGGGUUUUAAAAAAGAGUUUGAAGACUGAGAGAAUGCUUAACACAACAAUCAGAAGCUCCCUGCAGGAGAUGUCCAUUCUAGCCAAUUCUUACACUGAAGUCUGUUUCCUUUCCAAAUUGUGCUUACUGAGGUUCAAGCCUUGAUAGUGAGCUGAUAAUCUCCAUAGAAAGGGGAGUCUAGAGGAUUUAUUUUGCAUUCACAAGGCAAGAGGUGAUUUCUCUCUAAUGUUGUGAGCUUAUUGCUCAUUUAAAAGUGUUAAGUCUAGUAUAAUUUUCCCUGAUGUGGAAAAAAAUGUGAUUUUUUUUUUUUUUCAUUUAGCAACAAAGUCUGAAGCACCUCAGUGUGAACACAUUUUGUGUU
Nycticebus coucang (slow loris) is the source of this 1501-nucleotide messenger RNA. Its product is annotated as nuclear cap-binding protein subunit 2-like. Lineage: Eukaryota; Metazoa; Chordata; Mammalia; Primates; Lorisidae. Gene Ontology annotation, cellular component: nuclear cap binding complex. Gene Ontology annotation, molecular function: RNA cap binding. Bases 1 to 303 code for a protein of 100 amino acids. The record is from RefSeq and is a predicted model, not a curated record. Gene Ontology annotation, biological process: mRNA cis splicing, via spliceosome. The transcript is spliced from 2 exons.